Molecule: messenger RNA, 3997 nt
Organism: Homalodisca vitripennis (glassy-winged sharpshooter)
Lineage: Eukaryota; Metazoa; Arthropoda; Insecta; Hemiptera; Cicadellidae
Product: ankyrin repeat and BTB/POZ domain-containing protein 2-like
Exons: 22
Coding region: 276-3899 (1207 amino acids)
Molecular function (GO): protein heterodimerization activity
Source: RefSeq, a predicted model, not a curated record
GUCUGUGCGGCCGUGUCACCAACUAUGUCUCAAAACACGUAAAUGGACAGUCGUAAUGUUUUCGUCCGAGUGAUCGAGGAAUAAAAAUAAUGUAACUGGGUGAUAAAUGUGACAGUGAUUGUGUGUGUGCGUUGAAAAUGCUAAAAGUGUAGUUUGUAACAUGAGAAAAUAGCCGUCACAAUGUAUUCGUUUACGUUCGCGAGUGUUCGUUUACUCAGAAUUAUUCAGGAUUUAAAACAUGGCCAGGACUGGAUGCUAGGAUCUAAGGUGGUUGUAUGAUGACUGCUAGCCCUGCUCACGUGCAUCCCAUGCCUGAGUUCCGAGACGCUGACCACUACCGCAGCCCCGCCGGACUGGUGGAGGGCAGCCAUGAAAUCGUUCGGCCCAAACCCAGAAGGCCAGGGGGAGGCUCCAGGGAAUUGGUGGCCUACACCAAGACCUCCGAGUCCCCAGCUCAGACCCAGACACCUCCUCGGUUAAGCGGGAGUAGCCAUUCACUGCCAUCGCCUAAGGAGUCACCAGCCCAGCCUGCCGCCCCGCCUUCCACCACCAGGGCCACACCUCCCAAGCCACCGCCCUCUCCACCACCACCCCCAGCGCAGGAAAAGCCCCGUCAGCUCACUGCGGGCAAAAAUGUGCUGGGGACUCUGCCUCACCACCACCUCAGUGUUGAUGAGCUCCGACUGCUUCAGAGACAUGACUACAAUGGGAGCUCCUCAGAUGACAACCGCUCGUCAGGACAUGCCAGCAUGUCCGAUGGCCACACGAGCAGCUCCCCGCCGGUGGACAGGCACCAUCACUACCGCUCUCCACUCAACUCAGUACCUGAGGAUGAGCGACUGUCAGCCAGUGUGAUGCCCAGUCAGAGUCGACCGACGCGUAAGAACAUGCAAAGUCGCAGCAGACAUCGUGCCACUCCAGCCAAGCUUGUACCAUGUGGAUCGGGUAUAGAAGAUAUCAAGCUGGCCAUCCAACAGCUGACGAUGCGUUCCCACACCAGCAACACGGGUUACAGCACCAGCACGUACAGCAGCCUGAGUGGGAGCGAGAGUAGCGAACCAGCUGUGCGCAGACUCAUGCGACACUCCAGCCUCGAGACCAUCAACACUAAUGUGACCAGCGCUGACGAAUUCGUCUGGGUUGAUUCUCACAACAGGUUGGUGGAACUACAGCAUCUGCCCUGGUCAAACCACGAUGUGUUGAAGGUGAUACAAAAUGGCAGGGUAAAGGAAUCAAUGGAGCGGGUCGCCAUGGAAACAAUCCCACGCCUAUCGUACCUGCUGCAACGCGCGCUGGUCAGGAUAGCACGAGAAGCACAACGACUCAGCAAGUGUGUGGGAAUGUGUGGUAAACAGCAGGUUGCCUCAGCACUGCGGAUCAUACUGUGUCCUGUGCUCACCGACUCCUGUAUCAAGGCAUGUCUGAGGUCGGCGGCCAUGUUUGCUGUGUCAGGAGAUCAGCUGCGUCAGAGCAAGUCAUCACGUGCCGGGCUGCAACUUUCCGUAGGCCGCUUUCACCGCUGGAUGGUGGACGUCAGGCUCGGGAAGUUUGUCCAUGAGUAUGCAGCUGUCUACCUAGCGGCAGGUCUGGAGAACUUACUUGAGGAGAUCAUCCUGCAGUGUCUACCGUCGAAGCCAGACACCGUGCUGACUGCAAGCAUGUUUGAACAUUCCAUAGCCAAUAACGGGGACUUGUGGGGGCUGCUGCAGCCUUACGCCCAUCUCAACACAGGCCGUACUGCUGCUGGUACUCUGGCAUUGCCACGGUGGGCGUCAGUAAGCAGUGUGAUGACCGACUCCACGGUGCAGAGCUGCCAGACUUCGGACCAGUCCCUGCUGACGACCUGCGUAGGCUCCGUCACCGAGUUAAGUGAGCUCAUCAGCCGUACUAGUUCCCUCCCCCUCAACACCCGCAAUAUGGUUUGGUCCAACCAGGCGGUCCAGGCUCUCUUCUAUUUCAUGCGCUGCUCACAGCUGGAGCACUCAGGCCCUGUACAAGAGCUGGUGUACGAGAGAGCAUACGUUGUGCUGCCGCCAUUGGUAGAAUGGAUACGCACAACCACCGCGCACACUGAGUACCGCCACGCCACUGUCAUCGACCAGGACGAUGUGAUGCAGGCAGCACGGCUUCUGUUGCCUGGUGUUGAUUGUCCCAUCAGACAGCCGGGAUGUGAUGAGAGUGUAAGCAGUCGAAGGCAGGGUGAAGAGGCUGACUCAGUCCGCAGACUCAAGCUGUCUGUUGCUUUCCGCAUGUUGAGCUCAGGUUCUCGGGACAUUAUUCCUCAUGCCUUGCAGCUGCUGCCCUCCACCAAGCUGAACACCCUGUGUGACAGUGGUUUGACCCCCCUCAUGUUGGCAGUCCUGGCCAACGAUGAGGCCACAGUUCGCUGUCUGCUGGAGUUUGGCUGCGAUCCCGAUGUGGAGACUCCGCCUCAGGGAACUGCUGGGUGUCCAACGGUACAGGCAGAGACGCAGCACUGGACUGCCCUGACGUACGCAGCUCUUGUGGGCAACACAACGAUAGCCAAGCUGUUAUUGGACCGCGGGGCUCACGUAGAGGGGGGAGCCCGGCUCAGUGAGGAGCGCUGUACCAUCACACCCAUACAGGUUGCAGCAGGCUAUGACAACCUGGAGAUGGUGUCCUUGCUACUCUCUCAUGGAGCCCAUCCCUUCCUCUCCACUCUACUCAAGGACUCACUGUGCUACUCAGGGUCGGCCCAGAGAGGCUGUUACAGUGCUAUAGCGGUAGCAGCAGCCCACGGUCAGAGAGCAGUACUGCACAAGCUACUGUCUCAUCCUCUCAGCCCAAACACCAAGGAGGUCCUUAGCCUAGAGGAGAUCCUGGCAGAGGGCGCCAACCAGUUGACUGCUGACCGCCGAGCUGCCACUAGACUCAGAGAGACAGGUGGAGAGAGCCCGGCCCAGCAGCAGGUGCUCAAGCUGACGAAGCCUCAAGUCAAGUGUCUGCAGGAGGCAAUGUACCACAGCACAGAAAACAACCAUCUCGAGAUAACGCUGUAUAUCCGUAACUUGGGCAUUGCAUGGACACUUCACUGUUGGAUGUACACACUGGCCACAGCACAUGACCAUCACCUGGAGAACAUGAUAGACCAGCUGCUGCAGGACUUUCUCCAGGUCUGGCCAGACGACUGCUCCACUCAGUUUGUGGACGAGUGUUUGCCUCUGCUCUUCAACAUCUUCCGCUACAGCAAGAAUGAAGGCACAACUUUAUUGCUGGCAGACAUUUUCUCAACGUGUUUUGGAUGGGAGCCAAUUAAGCGAAUUCGUGACUCUACGUUAAGUGGUGGUGCACGUAUCGAUCCCAAGUUUGUCAACAACGCAGAACUGAGUGAUGUACAGUUCCGUGUGGAGGGUCGUGUAUUCUACGGCCACAAGAUCGUGCUGGUCACGUCUUCCCCUCGCUUCCGUGGCAUGCUUAGCUCCAAGCUGUGUGAGGGCAACCCUCCCAUCGUACAGAUCAAUGACAUCCGCUAUCACAUAUUCCAGCUGGUGAUGCAGUAUUUGUACAACGGUGGCUGUGACACCCUGGAAGUGGAUCACAAUGAUGUGCUGGAGUUGAUGGCUGCUGCCAACUUUUUUCAAUUGGACGGUCUACUGCGGUUCUGUGAGGCUCAGUGUUCAGACAUGGUGGAUCUCGACAAUAUUGUCUCCAUGUACAUACACGCUAAGGUGUACAAUGCCAGUCAGCUGAUGGAGUACUGCCAGGGAUUCCUGCUGCAGAACAUGGUGGCUCUACUGACAUAUGAUGACUCGGUCAAGCGAUUGCUGUUUGGGAAGAAGCUCCAUAACCACGACGUAUUGGCAGGACUGCUGCUUACGCUUCAAGCUCGCAUCAAAGGUCGCAACAAUACCACUCGACCCCAGCCCAAGCCCAAGUAACUCUUGUCUCUGACGGUGAUUGUCAUUUGUGUGAUUGUGUAUUUGCUUUUAUUAUCCAGAACGUUUUGGAAGAAUAUCAUUUUUUUAUUUAUAAGCAA